Penicillium macrosclerotiorum is the source of this 933-nucleotide messenger RNA. RefSeq names its product tRNA guanylyltransferase. The record is from RefSeq and is a predicted model, not a curated record. Lineage: Eukaryota; Fungi; Ascomycota; Eurotiomycetes; Eurotiales; Aspergillaceae. The annotation marks the transcript as partial. Gene Ontology annotation, biological process: tRNA modification. The transcript has 6 exons. Gene Ontology annotation, molecular function: magnesium ion binding; tRNA guanylyltransferase activity.
UCACUAACGAUCAUCAGAUAUGAGUACGUCAAGGACUUCGAGCAGCCAGACACACUGCUUCCCAAUACGUGGAUUGUGGUCCGCAUCGACGGAAGAGGAUUUCACAAGCAAGCUUUCCCUCAUCCAUCUCUUACAGAUACCUUAUAUCUGACUGGAUCAUCUAGGCUCUCGGAUCACUAUGCCUUUGUGAAGCCCAAUGACCGCGCGGCACUCGACCUGAUGAAUGCAGCCGCGGUCGAGGUAAUGAAAGAGCUGCCGGAUUUAUGCAUUGCCUAUGGCGUCAGUGACGAGUACAGUUUCGUUUUUCACCCUAGCUGCCAGCUCUUUGAGCGACGGAGUGCAAAACUCGUCACUACCAUUGUGUCGACAUUCACAGCACACUAUAUUCUUCAGUGGGGAAAACAUUUCCCAACCAAGCCUCUCGAAUCACCGUAUUUGCCUUCUUUCGAUGGACGCGCGGUUCUCUACCCAUCCUCGCGGAUUCUGCGGGAUUACAUGAGCUGGCGACAGGUCGAUUGUCAUAUUAACAAUCUCUACAAUACGACCUUUUGGACAAUGGUCUUGCAGGGCGGAAUGUCCAACACAGAUGCAGAGCAAGAGUUAAAGGGCACCGUAUCCGCCGAUAAAAACGAGAUCCUCUUCAAACGAUUUGGGAUCAACUACAAUAACGAAGAAGAGAUUUAUAAGAAGGGAAGUGUACUUUAUCGCCAGUAUGAACUUGAAGAAUCCAAGGCGACACAGGCAUCUCCUGAGGACCAUGAUGAUUCGAUGCUCGGCGCCAAACAGUCCAGGUCACAGCAAGACAAGCUCAAGAAAUUGCGGCGCAAGGCACAGGUCGUGGUUGAUCACGUCGAUAUCAUCAAAGAUGAUUUCUGGGAGCGGCGGCCGUGGAUCCUGUCUGGAAAGCCAGGAAAGCUACCUUUACAAAGCUGA